This is a messenger RNA of Serendipita indica DSM 11827, 1521 nucleotides long. The record is from the annotation of a GenBank genome assembly. NCBI's taxonomy places the organism in Eukaryota, Fungi, Basidiomycota, Agaricomycetes, Sebacinales, Serendipitaceae.
AUGGCCAUGCAGGACGCUAGACACAGUCUCGUCCAAAACGCCUCUGUCGACUUGAAGACACUAUCAGUAUCAGCUCUUUACGACCUUGUCGCACCUUGUGUCGUCCCAAGUGGCUCGCCCAGUGCAAGAUUUGCAAACUGGUCUCGGACGUUUCACUGCACACCGCUGGUCGUGUUUGAACCGUGUGACGUAGAGCAAUGUCGUCUCAUCUUUGAACUCGCACAACGCGAGCAACGCACCGUUCGCAUCGUUGGAGCCGGUCUCUCGCCCAGUGACCUCGCUUGCACGUCCGACUUUAUGCUUCGCACGAGUAAACUGAACAAACUACGCGUGGUAGAUCCGGAGAAGCACUUUGUCGUUUGUGACGGCGGGAUCAAACUCGAAGACUUGGAGCGAGAAUUGGCCACCCAUAACCUCGCACUCCGUAACCUUGGCUCCAUCUCAAUGCAGGCCAUGGGAGGAGUGAUCACGACUGCGACCCAUGGGACUGGCAUCGAAUUCAAGGUCCUGGGAGAUGACGUUUUGUCACUGUCGCUCCUACUUGCCGACGGUACUUUGGUCUACUGUUCGCGACAUGAGAACCAAGACUUGUUCAAGGCUACAUUAUGCGGUCUGGGAUCGACGGGACUUGUCAUCUCGGUUCAGAUCCGCGUCGAGCCUGCGUUUCAGCUGCGCGAAGCUCAAGUGACGCGUCCGUUUGAUGAAAUCCUCGCCAAUCUCGACGACAUUGUUCACCAGGCUCAACAUGUCCGGCUAUGGUGGUACCCGCAAAACAAGAGCGUGCGUGUGUGCUCUGCCAACAGGACGACGGCAAUCGAGCCGGAACACUCCGAGCCAUCUUUCAAGAGCUUCCAACCCGCCUUCUUGACCCACCACCUGGUCGAGUUUUUCCUCUUUCUCGCUAGGAUCUGGCCAGUACUCGCAUACUACAUUGCGCGCUAUGUCGCCUGGAUGGAGUCUGCACCAAAGGUCGUCGUUGGCGAAAGUGGCUCCAUUCUACGUGCAGAUUGCAGGUUUGCGCAACACACCACCGAGUGGGCAAUACCAUAUGAACACGCCCAAACCUGCCUAAUACAGCUACGAGACUGGCUCGAGACCGAGCCUUAUAGCGAGAAUGGCACCUAUCCAAACUUUCCUAUAGAGCUCCGGUUUUCUGCACCAGACGACAUCUGGCUAAGUCCAGCCUACGGCCGGCGAACAUGCUGGAUCGGCAUAAUACAAUUCAAGCCAUAUGGUUUACCAGUACGCUAUCAAGAGCUAUUUCGACGGUUUGAAGCCAUCAUGUCCUCGUACGACGGACGGCCACAUUGGGCAAAGCCGCAUCAUCUGGGGCCUCACCAGUUACGCCGGCUGUAUCCACACUUUGACGACUUUGUCGCCGUCUUGGAGCGCGUGGACCCGAUGGGAAUGUUCAGGAACGAAAACGUUCGUAGGCACAUCUUUGGCGAACGAGGCCCAGCAAUCGACCCAAGACUGUUCAAACAACACAAAGGUGCAUCUGAUUCCAGCUUCUAUGCGUGA